This is a messenger RNA of Fusarium subglutinans, 762 nucleotides long. Its product is annotated as lysophospholipase. The record is from RefSeq and is a predicted model, not a curated record. Bases 1 to 762 code for a protein of 253 amino acids. Gene Ontology annotation, biological process: protein depalmitoylation. Gene Ontology annotation, molecular function: palmitoyl-(protein) hydrolase activity; carboxylic ester hydrolase activity. The transcript has a single exon. NCBI's taxonomy places the organism in Eukaryota, Fungi, Ascomycota, Sordariomycetes, Hypocreales, Nectriaceae. Gene Ontology annotation, cellular component: cytoplasm.
AUGGGAUCUCUUCCUCUCACCAGCAUCACAGUGCCGCCAGCCCAAGGCCAAACGCACACUCACACCGUCGUGUUCCUGCACGGUCGCGGAGAUAACGCUGCCAACUUCUCCAGCUCGCUCCAAUACUCACGCGACUCCCAAGACCGCACUCUCGCCGACGCUUUUCCCUCUUUUCGAUGGGUAUUUCCUCAAGCACCUCAAAGAAAAUGCGCUAGUUCGCCCGACGUGUGGAACCAGUGGUUCGAUGUCUGGAACGUGCGGAACUUGUCGGAAAAUGAAGAUCUCCAGGCAGAAGGGCUCAAAGAAGUCGUGCCCAAGAUCCGCGACAUUCUAGCCAAGGAAGCAAACGACUUGAACGGGAGGUGGGACAAGGUCAUUUUGAUGGGCAUCAGCAUGGGCUCGGCGACAAGCGUGCACACACUGUUCAACCUCGAGAUCCCGACCCCUAACAAAGGAUUGGGCGCGUUUAUUGGAUUCAGUGGGCGAUGCCCGUUUGCCGGCCGGACACUUGAUGAGAUGCGCAAAACGCUUCAACUCGAUUCCGUCCCAGCACACAACGGCGUUCUCAAAAAUACGCCUAUCCUCUUGGAACAUUGCGUCGAUGAUCCGCUGGUGUUGGUGGAUUGGGGCAGGAGGCAGUGUGAGAUAUUGAAAGAUUUUGGAGCGAAUGUGACGUGGAGGGAGUAUGGGAGCGGAGGACACUGGUUCCAUUCACCUCAGGGCAUGGAUGAUGCGAUAGGAUUUUUGAAGGCCGUGCUCUAG